UACGAUGAGCGUCUGCUUUGGUACAUCUCUUUGGGAAUAAAAAAAAAUAUUUGUAAAAUACCUUCGAAUUUUGCAUUUACAUUACGGCUAAGUUGCCAUUUUCUUAAAAACUGCUUCCACUUUUUUUUAUCAAACUUGACAAUUUGGACGAAGUUUUAUUCUUCUUUAAUAUUCUUAAAGUAAUAUUUCGGUUCUACAAUUAGGAAACCGAGACAUUGAGAAAAUUUCAAAAAAUAUAUAUUUUGGUCGGCGGUAGAUAGCAACUGGCAACAGGAUGAGGCAGCACCGCAAAGCCAUUAGAAAACUAGUAGAGAUAGACAGUGCCAUUUUGUAGCACCACUAGCUCUAAUCAGAGGUAUCAUCAGCCCCAAUAACCUCGGAUUGUCGUGACUACUGAACUCCUUCCGAAACACCGAAUGAAGGAAACGGGAUGGAGUCGGAGUCCGCUGUCUUCAUCACCGGAUGAAGUGAAACGGGAUGAGCUGGGAAGCGAUUCCGUACGCCACUGACGCUGUGCGUUUCGUCCAGCCAGCCUGCCGCCCCGGGCCUCGCGCCGCCGCGCCGCUCCACUCCUCUCCGGCGAGCGCGCCGAAGGGUUGGGGGGCGGGGGUGGGGGCGGCCACCACUCCCACCGUCACAGCCAGUGGCCCGGCGGCGCCCGCUCCGCAGCCAUCAGGUUCUGUGAUAUGACACUCAAGAUGUCUGUUUGAUUCAGUCACCCAUGGGAUUGAUAUGUUGUUUGAUGAUCUAAAAUGUGGGCAGCAACAGCACCAAUGUUACUAGCAUUGUUCCUGCACUGUAUCUUGGUGCUCUUCACACCAAACCUUGUUGUAGAAUCCACAAAUCCAUCAUAUUUUAACAUUGGAGGAGUGUUAAGUAACAACGACAGCCAAUUCUACUUUCAGGAAAUUAUAGCGCACUUGAAUUUUGACAAUCAGUAUGUCCCACGUGGAGUAACAUAUUAUGCAACUGCCAUUCAAAUUGAUCCCAAUCCUAUUCGCACAGCUCUGAAUGUUUGUAAAUACCUCAUUAAUUCAAGAGUCUACACUGUAGUGGUUUCCCAUCCUCUCACAGGUGACCUCUCACCAGCUGCUGUGUCUUACACCAGUGGGUUUUACCACAUUCCUGUCAUUGGAAUAUCUUCCCGUGACUCUGCUUUCUCUGAUAAAAAUAUUCAUGUUUCAUUUCUACGAACUGUUCCACCAUAUUCUCAUCAAGCGGACGUAUGGGUAGAACUACUAAAACAUCUCAAGUACAGAAAAGUUAUAUUUAUUCACAGUUCUGAUACUGAUGGUCGUGCUCUGUUAGGAAGGUUUCAAACUACAUCACAAAGUUUAGAAGAUGAUGUAGAAAUAAAAGUACAGGUUGAACUUGUCAUUGAAUUUGAACCAGGCAUUGAAACAUUUACUGAGCAACUUUUGGAAAUGAAGAGUGCUCUUUCUAGAGUGUAUCUGAUGUAUGCUGGGAAAGCUGAUUCAGAAGUAAUUUUUCGUGAUGCCGAACAACAAAAUAUGUUAGAGAAAGAAUUUGUGUGGAUUGUCACAGAACAGUCAUUAGAAGCCAACAAUGUACCAAUUGGAACUCUGGGACUUAAAUUGGUGAAUGCAACUAGUGAAAAAGCUCACAUACAAGACAGCAUUUAUGUUUUGGCUUCUGCACUGCGUGACAUGAAUCAGACCCAGACUAUCACAGAGGCUCCCAAGGACUGUGAUGAUUCAGGUUCGAUAUGGGAGACUGGAAAAACAUUAUUUGAGUAUAUAAAAAAGCAAGUUUUAGUAAAUGGAGCCACUGGGAAGGUAGCCUUUGAUGAUAAUGGUGAUCGUAUUAAUGCAGAAUAUGAUGUAGUUAAUGUUCAAGAUAAACAACAACAAGUUUCUGUAGGACAGUACUGUUAUCAGCAUGAUCUUGAGCGAAUGCGUCUUAAACUUGAUGAAAGUGCCAUAGUGUGGCCUGGGCGCCGUUCAGGAAAACCAGAAGGAGUGGUCAUUCCUACUCAUCUAAAAGUUCUGACAAUAGAAGAGAAGCCUUUUGUGUAUGUUCGCCGUCUUGGGGAUGAUGAAGAACUUUGUGGACCAGAAGAAAUUCUAUGUCCACAUAUCAACGCAACUGAAGAAGUAUUUUGCUGUCGUGGAUUCUGUAUGGACCUAUUGAAAGAACUUGCAAGAACAAUCAAUGUUACCUACAAUUUAACAUUAUCACCAGAUGGACAAUUUGGCAGUUAUAUAAUAAAAAAUAGUUCAGCUGGUGGGAAGAAAGAAUGGACAGGCCUUAUAAGGGAGUUAGUGGAUGAUCGUGCUGAUAUGAUAGUUGCUCCAUUGACCAUAAAUCCAGAAAGAGCUGAAUUCAUUGAGUUUAGUAAACCAUUUAAAUAUCAAGGAAUCACAAUUCUUGAAAAGAAGCCUUCACGUUCUUCAACAUUGGUAUCAUUUUUACAACCUUUUAGCAACACUUUAUGGAUUUUGGUUAUGGUAUCUGUGCAUGUCGUGGCACUAGUUCUUUAUUUAUUGGAUAGAUUUUCACCUUUUGGACGUUUCAAACUUGCAAACACUGAUGGAACUGAAGAAGACGCUUUAAAUCUUUCCAGUGCCAUUUGGUUUGCAUGGGGAGUGUUGCUGAAUAGUGGUAUAGGAGAAGGAACACCUAGAAGUUUCUCUGCCAGAGUUCUUGGAAUGGUUUGGGCUGGUUUUGCUAUGAUCAUUGUAGCUUCAUAUACUGCCAAUUUGGCAGCUUUCUUAGUGCUCGAAAGACCCAAAACAAAACUAACAGGAAUUAAUGAUGCCCGACCCUCUACCUGGAAGGAAAGCAUUAUUUAUUGCCUACAACAUUGUGAAAUAUGAAAUGAAAGAUUGAUGGUAUAAGGAAGUCAAUACGGACACAUUUUUCUAGUUACGAAAUACAAUGGAAAAUUUGACAUGUGCAACAGUCAAAGGAUCAGCAGUAGAUAUGUAUUUUCGCCGACAAGUUGAACUUUCAAAUAUGUAUCGAACAAUGGAGGCAAAUAAUUAUGAUACUGCUGAAGAUGCGAUACGAGAUGUAAAACAAGGUAAACUUAUGGCCUUCAUCUGGGAUAGCUCUAGACUAGAAUUUGAGGCUGCACAAGACUGUGAAUUAGUCACAGCAGGAGAACUGUUUGGCAGAUCUGGAUAUGGAAUAGGUCUCAAGAAAGGAUCACCCUGGGCCGACAUUGUCACUCUUGCCAUUCUAGAUUUUCAUGAAAGUGGAUUCAUGGAAAGUUUGGACAACAAAUGGAUUCUUCAAGGGAAUGUACAACAGUGUGAACAAUUUGAGAAAACUCCCAAUACUUUGGGUUUAAAAAAUAUGGCUGGUGUAUUUAUUCUUGUAGCAGCAGGUAUAGUGGGUGGAAUUGGUCUUAUUAUUAUUGAAAUGGCAUACAAGAAACAUCAAAUACGUAAGCAAAAAAGAAUGGAAUUGGCACGUCAUGCAGCAGAUAAAUGGCGAGGGGCUAUUGAGAAACGUAAAACACUUCGAGCUACUAUUGCCGCCCAAAGAAGACUAAAAGCAAAUGGAGUCAACGAUCCUGCUACUGUGUCUUUGUCAGUUGAUGCCUUGCCCCGUCAGUGUCUUGAGCCUCGCAGUCCAGCGCGUGCAUGGCCAGGAGGAUGUGAUGUUAGACAGAGAACUGCAAGAACUGAUGAAAUUCGUAUAGCAACAACAACUCAAAGUAAUCCUGCAUAUGGUUCAAAUCUCCCUGAUAUGAUAGUUUAGCAAUAAGUUAUUAAUACGCUUUAAGAGUGUAUGUUGAAAGAAGAAACAAUUGUGUUCUUCAUAUUUUAACUAAUGGUAAAAAGCACAUAAAAUAAUAUCCCUGUUCUGUUGAUGUAAAUUAAUAAUGUUUAUCCAAGUUGCAAAGUAUUGUGUGUGUUAUAAUAGUUCAUAAUUUUAUUGCAUGUUUUUAGAGUAUGAAAUAUUUAUUGUAAGUUCAUAUUGGAUAUAAAGCAGAGGUUUGAUGUUUGUAAAACAAAUAUGUUUGAUAGAUGAUUUAUUUCUUACCAAUAUUUCCACUUACAAGAAAUUGAUAGAUUACAUGGAAUCAUCCCAUUGCAUCCACAGAAGAGAAUGGUGUUCAAAUGUAUUCAAUAAGCAGACAUGUUAAAAAUAAAUUUCGAAAUGAUGAUCUCAAAAGUUGUUCUUUCUAAUAACCAAUCUCCCUUUAGGAUAUUGUGAGGUUUUUGAGAUCCUGAAAAAAUAAACUAAAUUUAAGAGAGCAGAAGGUACAUAGCCAUUGUUGAGAAGUUCGUGAAAUUUUAAAUUACUGUACAGAAUGUGAAGUACUGACAUUUAUGAUGUUAAUGUAAUGAGUAUUGCUGCCAUCUGGCUCUCAUGAAAAAAUCAGAACUGAAAUGUCUGUCUAAAGGUUUUGGGUAAUGCAGUUCAAGUUUGUUAUAUUGACAAUAGUAGGGUUUUCUAAAAUAUUAUUCUCAUUAACUCUUCCUCCCUAUUGGCAAGGUUUUUGUUCAUGAAAUCAGAGGUGGGAUUUUGGAUCUUGUAAGGGGCAAAGGGUCUUCCCAUGUAAGAUGCUAAAAAGUUCCCCUAAAUCAAAUGGCAUGAGUAGUUACACUAUAAUUAACAUAAAAAUAGAAUUUUUGAAAGGUUUUCAAAAAAGGUUGCAAAGCAGAUUACUGGUCAUUAAUGCAUAAAAAAGGUAUCUCCCUUUCAGUGUGGCACAGCCCCUGCUGGACAAGUUCCAAGUGCCCGCCGGGUCUCCGGACAUGUGUGGUAGUUGUGCUUGUAAGUGCAAGUGUGUGUAUGUGUGUUAGCUCGUAAGAAGAGAGGAUGAGGAAGGAAAGAUUGUGCGCGAUCCGUGGCCCAUUUGUUAGGGUACUGCUCCGGCAUUCGCCUGGUGUUGAUUGGAGAAACUCAC
This is a messenger RNA of Gryllus bimaculatus (two-spotted cricket), 4882 nucleotides long. The record is from the annotation of a GenBank genome assembly. Lineage: Eukaryota; Metazoa; Arthropoda; Insecta; Orthoptera; Gryllidae.